This is a messenger RNA of Vicia faba (fava bean), 588 nucleotides long. NCBI's taxonomy places the organism in Eukaryota, Viridiplantae, Streptophyta, Magnoliopsida, Fabales, Fabaceae. The record is from the annotation of a GenBank genome assembly.
AUGUUUGGAUCAAAUGUUUGUUGGCAAAAUGCUUAUAAAAAUCUAUUUGCCGGAUGUUCUGAGAUUUUGGCUACUAAUGAUAAAAGAUCUAGAUUAGCUUGGCAUUUAAGUGAUUGUUUUCAAAGAGAUUCUGGCAGGCCUUCCUUUCCUCACUGUGACUCAAAAACACCGAUUGCUAAAUGUCUGAGAAACUUAGAUGAUCUUGCUCAUAAGGUUUAUCUCGAAUUCUACCUCGAAACCAACUCCAUUUGCUAUCAACUACAGACACAUGCAUUUAAACAUGAAACUGAGAGACUUGUAACUGAAUUGAAAAAUUCUGCUCAAUAUGUGGAGGACAAGUUAGAUAGCAUUGAAGAUAAAUCAGAUUGUCUAUUACAAAACUCAAAACAAAUUUCCGAAUCUCUCGAAUCAGUUAAUAGUCACACACAGUUAGUAGCACAAACUGUCAAGAAUUUCUUGACAAGACAAUGGCCUGAGUUUGGGUGGAAGUGGAAGCAACAUAAGCAUGAGUUCAAGGUAGAGAAAUUUAUGUUUCAACGUUUUUUUCUACAAGAAAGACUGAUGCAAAGCCUAGUAAGGAUUGGUUAA